Molecule: messenger RNA, 737 nt
Organism: Pieris napi
Lineage: Eukaryota; Metazoa; Arthropoda; Insecta; Lepidoptera; Pieridae
Exons: 4
Coding region: 124-630 (168 amino acids)
Source: RefSeq, a predicted model, not a curated record
AAAUCAGAAUGCAUGCGGCAUACAUGCAUACAUAACCAAACACGCACACAAAAUAAUGUUGAAACUACUAUAUUAAAUGGGCGUUAUACGCGAUUCAAUAUAGAAUAAUACAGUUCUUCAACAAUGAUUGUGUUACUGCUAAUUGCUAGCGUAGCCACAAUUUCUGCCGCUACAAAUGAAGAGGCAACUUCACAUACUCAUAUCAACCCGGAAUAUCUGGAACCUCGUGAAGAAUACUACAAACCUAUUCUUUAUCAUCCCAGAGGAGAACAUGAAACUGGAAGAUACCACAACAACUACUUUGGACACUAUGCUGGCGAUUACAACGGUCACUACGGGAACAACAUAGGACAUCCGUACAGCCCCUAUUUAGAACGUAAAAUUAAUACCGAACAAAUCUAUGGAAAUCAUAUUCCCGUGCAAAAGGAGCCUUAUUUUAUUUCCCAUGACCCAUCACAUUAUAUACAUAAUCAUAAAUAUGGAUACAUCCCGGCAACAGCGGCAUAUCACAACGUCAGUCCUUACCUAGAACGCAAGGUGGACAGUUAUGCUUAUAAUCAAGGCUACGGGCUUGAUGGGUAUAAUGGGCUCUAUUAUUCACAUAGCCCUGCCAAAUAUCCAGUACACUAAUUAAGCAUGAAGAAUUAUCUCAUUUAAUUUAUAAGUUCAUAAUAAUUUGAUAUAUUUUUGAUUGUAUUUUUUAUAUCUCUAAAUUAAAUAAAUUAUUGAUUAUUUUA